Molecule: messenger RNA, 5163 nt
Organism: Armigeres subalbatus
Lineage: Eukaryota; Metazoa; Arthropoda; Insecta; Diptera; Culicidae
Gene: mfr
Product: otoferlin
Exons: 18
Coding region: 183-5024 (1613 amino acids)
Biological process (GO): plasma membrane organization
Source: RefSeq, a predicted model, not a curated record
UUUGAGACCAUAACAUCACUGGAAAAGCUGCUACAGAACAAUUUGAGCAUUGUAUUGUUUCACCGUACAUGUUGUUCUUCGAAAAACCGUUGUGUCGGAGAGUUUUCCAUUGAUCUAAAAACCAUUUGGGACAGUCCUAGUUACGCGAUCAAUUGAAUCAUCAGAAUGUUGAACCAUAUCUAAUGUGUUCAAUUCUAGAUCACGCAAUUCUCCAGAAGUGGGCUGCACUAGAAGAAUGUGCGGUUCCUUCUGAAACCGGAAACGUUGGAUUCCUACAACUUGAUCUGUCUAUCGUGUCAAAACAGGAGCAACGGAAUCCAGUUAUUCAUCCCAUAACGGAUAGUGAUACAAUUGAAGACAACCUUCUGGAACCGCAUGUCGAUAGUAAGAAUCUUCAACGAGUAAAAUACACGAUCAACAUUUACCAAGGCGAAUUUUCCACCAAAACUGAUUAUGCAAUUCAAGUAUCAUAUAGCGGUAUAAAGUCGAGAACUAAACUGUUGCAAAGCAAAACCGUUCAUGAGUGGAAUGAAAAGAUUUCUUUCAUAGGAACAUUUCCAUCGCUCUCACAAACCUUUAUUUUUGAUAUUGUUGUUAGCGAUUGUUGUCAUAGACGAGUAUUGGCGAGCAAAAGCAUCCCAUUUUCAAAACUAUCCAAGCAGAUUGACAGCGUAUAUUCCUUCCCAACAUUUGGUCCGUCAUAUCUGUAUUUUUAUCAAGGACCACAGAAUGCGGUUUACAUUGGCCGUUUACUCAUGUCAAUUUCUACGGAAGUCGUUCACAAUCGUUCCGUUUCACCGAGAAAAUGUCAAGUUUUACCGAUUACGACUCUGCUGGAUACAUCAGCCUUCUGGACAGAAGAACGGUUUCUCAUGAAGCUCAUUAUAUUCAACGCCUUAGUUUUUGACACCAGUAAACCGACGAAAAUCGCAAUAGCUUUGAAAUGUCUAACGCAAUCCUCCAACUGCAUCGACCUGAAGCUGGAGAAACUACCAGUAUCAAAAGUUUGCAAAGCUAAUCUACAUGAGUUUCCCGAGAACUGUCGACCAAUGUUAACGGUUGAUUUUCGCUGUCCGGACUUUCGGUGGAAGUGCCUUGUAUCAAAUGCUUUGCAACGAGCUUUUACGCGAGGGCGAGAUCUCCUGCAGAAAUACAUUUUAUUCCGGAUGGAUAAUGGUGAAAAGGGAAUUCAGCCGCUCAAGCACGCCAUGCGGAACGUCCUGGAAAACUUCGGAGAGAGUCUGAAGGUCGCGCGUGCUGAUUUCAAUGUCAGAAAGGAUAAACGAUUAACGCAUUGGGAUCAUAAGUGGAUGCUGUACAUCGUGGAGCAAAUUGACUCUAUCAUUUCUGAAACGAACCAGCUGAAGAAAUCAUUAUCUGAACCGUCGAUGGAAAAUAUUUCAACUGCCGAAUCUGUACUGGAUCGAUUUGUGCAUAUUCUUGAAGAUCUCAUGUAUGAUGAACAGAACACAUUCCCCGAUGCCAUACUGCUUAUUCGACAUUCAACAAAAUACGGCUGCUGCAAACAGGCCAGUGCAAAACAUUGCAACCAUCAUGACGCGAUCUGCCGUUUGCAAACCAUCGAUUAUAUGCACUUUGGUUCGGAUUUGGCUAGCGAUGGCAUCGCUGUCAAUGAUCUAAGUUCAUCCUGUGGGAAACGAAAAGCGAUACUGCUAAGACCCUCGCGUUGUCAACAUUCAUGUGACCCCAACUGGUGCGGGUGUGUUUAUGCCAAGCUGGAUGUCGUGGUUUGGGUAGGCAAUGAACAGGAGGCAAAAGCUUACGAAACACGACAGGACACGGCACAAAAUCCAGAAGAUUCUCCUGGUAGAGAUAUCCCCCAGCAUCUCCAAUGUGUUCAAUGUUCGGAAGUUUCCUUGCCGGUGCAGUGUGUUGUCAAUGUGCACCAGGGAAAAAUUCAAGCCGGAUUCGACAGCAGCGGUUUGAGUGAUCCUAUGUUGGUAGUAUUGAUGGAGAGCUAUGAAAUGGCUACAUCGGUUAUUACUCAGUCACUGUCUCCUCUCUGGAAUGAGGUUAUUGAAUUUCGCAAUUUAAAACUACUUGAUUACAAUGAUAGUCUCCGUGGUGGUGAACUGACCAUCAUGCUUCUGUUACUCGAUGAAGAUAAACGAAAGUGUUUGCAGAAAAAUGAUGUAAUCGGUGUUGGGUGGGUGAAAUGCCGUUUAAGGCCAGCAAUUACAACUACUCAUACACCACAAGCCGAAGUCAAUUUCCACGAACCUGCUAAUUCCGGUACGUCGUCUCUAAGGAAUCAAUCCUUAUUGGAUAAUGACCAGCAAGGUGUGACAAUUGCGCACCAUCCCGGUGAUAAACUAUCCAUUCAAAGCGGUCAUCACCCUCAGGAAGUGGAUAAUAAAAUAUCACUAAUUCGAAAGAAGUUUACACGCACCCCGAACGAUGACUUGUGGAAAAGCUUCGACGGAAACCGUAUGGAUAGAGUUUUGCGGUGGGUAGGGAUUUAUCGGAACGGUCAACGUAUGGCAGAUAUAUUACUUUCUGUUUCAAUAGCAAAGAUAAAUGAAGGCAGUGACAACAAUGUGGCGAUAGAAGUGAAGCCGGGAAUCCCGGAAAGCAUUUGUCCAAGUUCAAAAAAGUUCUAUGUUCAAGUUUUGUUUGCUGGAUUGCGAGACUUGCACAAUUGGAGCCGUAGUGGUGCUGGAAGAUAUCAAGUACAAGUAUUAUUUGGCGAGUUGAAGCUGAAGAGUGGUUUGUCUAAUCGCAGCUCCGGACACUCAAUGAGCUUCUCAGAUGUGUAUGAUACCGGAUAUUUGAUGCUACCUUCGAAGUUUGAAUAUUGGCCACCUUUAGUAGUCCAGCAUGUUGAGUACACCAUGUUGAAAGGUGAUCGUGUUGUCAGCUCUAAUAUUAUCACCCAUCCAGAACUGUUAUUCACCGACACCAGUUUAGAACCCAUCAAACAGUAUUUGAUUAGUAACUAUCGGUCGCAUAAUGAGAUGGAAAGGAUUUCCAUCGACACUUUUUAUAGUGCAGAACAGGAACCUCUCAUUGAGUCAGCUGAAACGAAAUCCACUUUCACAAACAAAGUACUGCCCGCACUGCAUGCUGUGAAAACAGUCAUAUCGGGGAAAAUCAAAGCUCGGCACAAGACAUCUGACGGUAAAGCAGUCAUGAAAAGAAGAGGUUCAUUGGAGAGUGAAUACACGUGGUGGACCAAGUUUUACAACAGUUGUAGCUCCCAAACGUCCGAUCGUAAACAUAAAUUGAUGAUUUACCCUUGCGAACUGGAGAAAGUUCCAGAGUUUGAGAAUUUUCAUGAUUGGAGUACACCGGUUCCUCUAUUGAAAAAGGUCGAUCACAACAAUAUGAAACGGUUGAAAACGUACGGAAAUUUAAAAUGUAAGAUUAUAAUUCGAUCUUCGGAGGAAAACUCAGAUGGAAAUCGAACUCUUGAUCCGAGCACAGAUUGCAUGUUGCGUUCCAUUCCGAAGUUGAUAGCAGAAACCAACAUUAUCGUGGUUGUUUAUAUCGUCCAAGGAAAGAACUUACGAUCCCGCGAUAUAUUUAGUCUUUCCGAUGCCUAUGUCAAAUUAGAGUUCGGAGAUGAAAGAAUCGUUGAUCGAUCCCAUUUCAUCAAAGAUCAGUCCAAUCCGCUGUUUGGAAGAAGAUUCGUAAUGCAUGGUCGACUUCCUCGAGAUAAUGCUUUGAAAAUAUCAGUGAUUGAUAGAGACACUUGCUCGCCAGACGAUUUGAUAGGAUCAACCACCAUAGAUAUUGAAGAUCGCUUCCGAACGAGACAUUUCGCUAUGUUUGGCCUGCCACAGGAAUACAACGCUUAUGGCUACAAUGUUUGGCGCUUCCCUAUGAAACCAAGUGCCCUGUUGGACCAACUAUGUUUCCAGAACGGUAUUAUCGGUCCCAAUUACUUUACUAGCACUGUUCACCUUGCCGGAAUUACUGUUCACGAUUCCACCACUAUAUCUAAGACUGAGGAUAUCCAUGAAAGGCUGGCCCUAGCUACUCUUAACAGUUUCCACAAAAUUCCUGUCGUUGGGUGUCAUCUAGUGCCGGAGCACGUGGAAACCAGAUCGCUUUUUCAUCCCAACCAUCCAGGAAUAGAACAAGGACAGCUACAGAUGUGGGUUGAGGUCUAUCCGGCAGGUUCAUCUCCGACUCUCAUAGACAUUACUCCCAAUCCGCCAAAACCGUUCGAGCUACGCAUCAUUGUAUGGAACACCCAAGACGUGAUUCUGGAUGAACGGAAUAUCUUUGGGACGAAAAUGAGCGACAUAUAUGUAAAGUGCUGGCUUCAAAACGUGAAUGAUGCUCAGUUCACCGACAUACACUACAGAUCAUUGGACGGAACGGGAAACUUCAACUGGCGUAUGAUAUUCCCACUUAUUUAUUCUAGCUCAGAAUCUAUGAUGGUAGUUACUCGUAAGAAAAGUUUUUACGAGCAACUUGACACCGAGCAGAAAGUUCCUCCCCUAUUGACGGUGCAGGUUUGGGAUAAUGAUCUCUUUUCGCGCGAUGACUUUCUCGGCACAUUGAACUUGGAUCUGGCGCAGCUUCUACGACCAACUUCGAAGGCUGCUAAAUGCUCUCUUCAACCACCUGGUGCCACCAAACGAGAUCAAUAUUUGAAUUUGUUCCGGGAAGACAAAGUACGCGGCUGGUAUCCUAUAGUUGGAAAAGUAAACAACAAGCUAACCCAAACGGGAAAAAUUGAAUUAGAGCUUCAAAUUCUAACCGAGGAGGAAGCAUUAUUGCGACCAGCUGGCAAAGGACGCAAGCCACCGCAAAAGCUGCCAACACCUGAGCGACCAGACACAUCAUUCAAUUGGUAUCGCAACCCUCUCAAGUCCUUCCGAUUGAUCCUGUGGCCAUUCGCACGCAAAGUGUGUCUGAUAUUGCUUGCAAUAGGUCUCGUCGUGCUACUCUGCAUCGGGCUGAUAAGCAACACACCCAAAGAGAUAAUAUCGAGAGGCUUCGCCAAGAAGGCCACCCUGGAUGGCUUUGUCAGCACAGGAAUUGAAGAGGAUUAACGUUGUGAAAUUGUCUUUGUGUGCUUAUGAACUUAGGUGAACGAACACCCCUUAUUUGAAUACGUCGUAGAGUGUCGCGCCAAGUCGGCUUGUUGAAUAUGUUAUCAGUUUGUUAUCUAGUGGCUAAUUACAAAUAUAA